GAGAGAGAGAGAGAGAGAGAGAGAGAGAGAAGGACCGAUCGAUGUUCACGUGACAAUCAACAACGCGAAGUGAAGUUGCCGCGAAAGGGUGCGCGAACAACGGCCAUAUUCAAGGCGAGCCCCGCCGGUCGCCCUGGAUUGGAGACGCAGGGUCGCGAAAACGGUCGCGCGAUCGCGCCCACCGGGAUAGGACGCGGACCGUGAAAGAGGUGCGCGAGAUAACGACGGGAACGAGGAAGCGGAAGGCACGAAGACAACGGUGACAGCGGCGCGAUCUCCUCCUCCCCCCCCCCUUUCCUAUCGCAUCUCGUCGAGAUGGAGUUCAAGUUCAACGUAAAUAAACUCUUGCCCAGGAAGAUCAACAAGGUCACGCACAACCUGGUGCCGGAAGACUUCAAAGGCGAUCGGCGGGAGUUGAACGAAUGUCAAAGACUGCUGAGCAGAAUAUUGGACGAUAUGGGCGAGGCAUCGGCGAGGGCUCAAGGACUGAACAAGCCCAUCACUAGCGCCCUUAAACUGCGGGACACAGAUCAUACGAUUUAUUUGCUUGUAGAUAAUCAGGCGAACAACGGACUCGGUAGCGUAGUGGGAUUACUGAAAACGGGAUCGAAGAAUUUGUUUCUAUUCGACGAAAUGGGAGAGCAUUAUCAGCUGCAGGCGAGAUGCAUCCUGGAUUUCUACGUGCACGAGUCGCGACAGCGUAUGGGCCUGGGCAAUACUCUCUAUCAGCACAUGUUAUCUGAGGAGAACCUUAGGCCAGUGAAAUUGGCAAUUGAUCGACCAUCGGAGAAAUUCUUGGCUUUUCUACGAAAAUACUAUGGACUCUCGAAGAUUAUCCCACAAAAUAAUAAAUUCGUCGUUUUCGAAGGAUUCUUCAAUGACGAGAGUCGAGACGUGAGGAGCAACAGAUACAGCUUACCUCCAAGAAUGAGUUUGGACGACGGUACGUCAGCUAACAACAACGACAAUAACGGGAGAAACGGUGCUAGUCUCAACGGUGUACCGUACGUGGCGUCCGUUUCACGUAGCUCAUUUGGUAGAUACGCCGCGGCACGACCGCCCUGUUCCAUGGCAAAUAUAAUCCAUAACACAGCGAUGCUUGGUCAAUCAGCCGAGCAUACCGGCAAUGACGACAGCCGCAGACCAAGCCAUCAUAAAAGAGAGGAAGAAGAAGCUCAUAUCAUCAAUAAGAGAGAAGAAGACGAAGGCGACAGCCGCAGCGACGCGUCGCCGCCUCCACCGUUGAAACUGGAGCGGCCGCGUUCCCUGAGCCUCUACUCCGAGGAGGAGCAGAAGCAGCGUAGCCUCGAGAUGAACACCGUCCCGACGCCCGUCGUGCCGGAUAAUCAAACCAAGCCCUUCGUCCCUGUCCUGCUGGAGCCCGAGAAAACGGAGAAGAACGUGAAACCGUCGCCGUCGUGCGGCCAGGAAGUGGCCACCGGCACCAAUCAACACGGCCACUUGGAUCUUAAGUUCUACCAUUCACCCUUAUGGUGAAACGAUCUGGCUGAUACGUAAUUAUCUUCCUCGUUGCUUUUUUUUCCCCCGGGAAGCUUAGGAGCGGAUCAGACCUGGGUUAACGCUAAACUUGAUUUUCCUUUCCUAUUUACGUAGAUAGAAUUAAUAAUAAUAAAUCUAGGAGGGAAAAAUAGUCGCUAACUCACAGUUGAAGCACUGCGAUAGACGAUUUUAAAUUUAUAUAUUUUUUUAUAUUUCUUUUUAUAUAUCUAAUAUAGUAGAAGCGUUUCUCUCUAAUUCUUUUUGUUUAUAAGACUGUAGCGAUGUAUCGUAAAUACAGAAUUUGCAAAAGUAUUAAUUAAGCAAAUCAAUGUUUACGUUAAAGAAUUGUGUUAAAUAUUUAAAAUUUUUUAUUUUGUCGCUUU
Wasmannia auropunctata (little fire ant) is the source of this 1883-nucleotide messenger RNA. RefSeq names its product alpha-tubulin N-acetyltransferase-like. Gene Ontology annotation, molecular function: tubulin N-acetyltransferase activity. The record is from RefSeq and is a predicted model, not a curated record. NCBI's taxonomy places the organism in Eukaryota, Metazoa, Arthropoda, Insecta, Hymenoptera, Formicidae. Bases 316 to 1497 code for a protein of 393 amino acids. The transcript has 8 exons. Gene Ontology annotation, cellular component: microtubule. Gene Ontology annotation, biological process: alpha-tubulin acetylation.